Aspergillus alliaceus is the source of this 1368-nucleotide messenger RNA. RefSeq lists its product as uncharacterized. The transcript is spliced from 4 exons. The coding region runs from base 1 to 1368 and encodes 455 amino acids. The record is from RefSeq and is a predicted model, not a curated record. Lineage: Eukaryota; Fungi; Ascomycota; Eurotiomycetes; Eurotiales; Aspergillaceae.
AUGCUCACAAAUCAAGAGCAAACGCAAAAUCAACUGCUGCAAUAUGGUAGCGAAGAAGCCUUUGACCCCGAAGUUCACCUAAACUAUAAACCCCCGACCUCCCUUCUCACAAUGAAAGAUCUAGGUUUGAAAUGCUCGGCCCCAUUCACCCCCAUAGCAGGAAGUGUUCCAUUCCCUUUCCUGUCAGAGGCAGGGGUACGUGCCUAUCGACGAGCCAUAAUGAGACCACAGACCCUCAAGAGCUGCGCGAAGCCUUGGGGAACCGGGACAUUUAUCCUUCGCAAUUUGGCUCAGCAUUCCAAGUUCGUUCAUGACCUCUGGACUCAUCCAGAGACAAUGAAAAUCGUGUCCGAAGUUGCCGGUGUGCCAUUGACCAUCAUUAUGCCAACAGAGAUUGGCCAUACGAAUAUUCAGUCUACUGGGUGUACGGUAGAUGAAUUGAUAAAGGAGCUUGAGGUGGAGCCCAGGGCGAAGUGCAGCUUUACGGACGAGGAUAUGGCUCAUGACCAGCUGGGGGCGAGUGCGGUUAUACCUUGGCACUAUGACUCUUAUCCAUACGUGGCGGUUCUGAUGCUCAGCGAUACGACUCAUAUGGAGGGGGGGGAGACCUAUAUUAGGAAGGGUGAUGGCAGCGCUGCAAAGAUUGAAGGGCCUUCUCAAGGACACUGUGUCAUCCUUCAAGGCGGCCAAGUCGAGCACCUGGCAGCCCGAGCCUUCGGCACGACCGAACGUAUCACGACCAUAACUUCAUACCGCGCAGCCGUGGCCGGCAUCAACGAUAAUAGCUAUAUCUCAAACGUGAGGCCAUACAGUGAUCUUCCCGAACUAUACGGCCAGUGGACGAGCUACCGACUUGAAAAGAUGAAGCAAGAGAUUGAGCAUAUGCAGUCUAUUAUCAUCAAAUACGUUGACAAAUAUUCGGAUAGCUUCCCACUGGACGAAAUCUCUCAGUUCGCAGAUCAGCAGAUAUCCUACCUCAAACGUACCGUCCGCCAGAUGGUUGACCAGGCGCUUUGUGCCGAGGUCAGGCGACAUUUCGAGGCUAGAAAGAUCGAUGCUGCUGGGGAUAUAUGGGCCCGUGUCCGCGCUCAUGAGCGACUUCAGGACCUGCUUCCGAUCGCUAUGGCACAAACUAUGAUGUGGAAGUCCGUUUCUCCUUAUGUUAGCGACUGGAAAGAAACAAAGUACCUUAUCAAGACCGGCCGUGCGUCAUCUAUUCUUAGCCAAAAGGGGAACUUCCUGUGGUGCCAGAACAAAUCCGAGGAGUACUUAUUUGGGGACGAACUAGUCCGACAAGGCCUCAGAGAAGUUCUGCUGGCUUGGCUGCACCGCUCCGGCCUGAUUAGUCUUGAACAAAGCAGGUGUUGA